This is a messenger RNA of Suillus fuscotomentosus, 2307 nucleotides long. RefSeq names its product P-loop containing nucleoside triphosphate hydrolase protein. The coding region runs from base 1 to 2307 and encodes 768 amino acids. Gene Ontology annotation, molecular function: helicase activity. The record is from RefSeq and is a predicted model, not a curated record. NCBI's taxonomy places the organism in Eukaryota, Fungi, Basidiomycota, Agaricomycetes, Boletales, Suillaceae. The transcript is spliced from 7 exons.
AUGACUCACACAUUCUUCACUCUGCAACAGAACGUUUAUAAGGCCGAUCAUGAGCCCAUAACCGUUGAAGACGUCGAUGAGAACAGUGUUUCUUCUCUGGCCUUGCAGCGCAUUAUCAACUCAGCUCCAGGCGCCUCCGUUGGUGUGGCAGCUGCAUAUCGCCCAGACUGUUCUCUUUCCUCUUUAGCAUUUGCAACGCUCACCAGGGUGCUCGUCAUCCACUUCUUUGCUGCGAAUAAACAAAAUCCGCAGCAGCAGCAGCAGCAGAAGAAGAAGAAGAAAGCCCAGGAACCACAGCCUCCCGUUUCUCGAGGACGCAUCCUCAUACAAGACCGAAUUCUGUGUAACAUUGGCAUUAAAUUAUAUGGGUACAGGAUAGACAGAAUUGCACUUGCUCUCUUCCGAGACUUCUCGCUUCGUAUCAAUGGUGCAGUUGACAUCCUGUCGGUGUCUACCAGUGAUCGGCGCUCCCUCCAGGCAAUUAUGAAUGCCUUGGGUGGCGAGGUUUUACUUCAGAAGGACCACGUGAAAACCCUGUUUGCCCACAGAGAAGGAGAAGGAGCAGCCAAGGAUGUGGCGCUCCAGGCUUGGGCAGCACAUCGCGCUGCCACACUUGAUGACAUGGCGCUUAGAUUUGCCGCCAUACAUCGAAUCGACACAGACACGAUGCUGGAGAUGCAUCUGAGCGCCCUGGCCAAAAUUUCUCGUGACGCUGAAAUUUUGGAGUCUUUGAAGCCAACGAAAGUCGUCAACAAUGUCAAAGCAGAUUUCAGCGCCAAGAAGGGCGAUGUCAACCUCGAGUGCACUCGCUUCAGCACCCGUAUCAUGAGGUCUAAAACUCAAGUCAUCCACAUUGAAACGCUGAAUGGAGAUAAGCGAUCAACGAUCACUGGUCGCGCAGGGCGAAUAAAUGGAAAACAGGCUCAUAUUAACGUCCAAGGUGUUGCAAAUCCUUCGGGCAAGGUCCUCUCCGUGACCACUUUUGGGAAAGAAGACUUGACGGCUGCUGAAUCAAACAGAGAAGAUGUAGUGCUAAAGGCGCUUCAAGGCACCAUCACAUUGACCGAUCAUCCAUUCUUCUGUAGCAUCUGGGCGCCAUCAUUAAGCAUCUUAUGGCCGCCCUUGAAUGCUUCCACCGCAUCAUUCGUAUACUAUCCUAACAGCCAAUUGAACGACUCGCAGUAUUCUGCGGUGGUGCGAAUUAUUUCGCAAGCGAACAGUGAUCGUGUAUUGCUUAUUCAAGGUCCUCCUGGCACUGGAAAAACAACAGUCAUAGCGGCCAGUGUCAACAGUAUGAUCAAUAGUGGCCCUAUGGAACGUACGGUCUGGCUUGUGGCGCAGUCUAACGUUGCCGUCAAGAAUAUCGCAGAAAAGCUUGAUAAGGUUGGCUUUCGUAAUUUUAAGCUUCUUGUAUCCAGAGAUUUCCAUUACGACUGGCAUGAACACCUUUACGAGAGACUGGAACAUUGUUUUAUACGAUCCGACUUGUUUGGUGGUGGGACUGUGUCCAUUAGUCGGCUUUUGCUCAACCAACACACAAACGAACCUACAAGAGUCAUACUUUGCACAUUGAGUAUGCUGUCCAAUCCUCGUAUCGAAGAAUUUACUCGUCAAGUCCCGGUUCAGACCGUGAUAUUCGACGAGGCAAGUCAAAUCGAAGUGGGAGACUACCUGCCGCUGCUUCAGCGUUUCCAGCACAGCCUUCAAAAAAUGGUGUUCAUCGGUGAUGACAAGCAACACCGCAUGCCACUCGUCAUUGGCAGCUUUAUUUCCCGUCAUGUCUACAGUCACAAAUUGUUGACCGUGCACGAUAUCACUAGCAAGAAUGCGUGUCGUUUCCUAGAUGUCAAAAGGGGCCAGGAGCAGAAAUCGGGAAAGAGCUGGAUAAACCAACAAGAGAUAUCCGUGAUUAUCCACCUUGCUCGUAUAUACAACACCCAGGGCAAGCAGUACAGGAUCCUCACCCCAUACGAUGGCCAGAGGUCUACGAUCGAACACCAACUCGAAUUAGCGAAGCUUCCGUGGGAAGACAAGUGCUUCAAUGAUCUGGCUGACACUCCCGCAGGAAACGAGGAAGACCACAUAAUCGUCUCUCUAGUCCGUACCCAGGGUGUAGGGUUCUUGAAGAACUCGCGCAGGACGAACGUCAUGCUGACACGAUGCAAGAAAAGCAUGAUCAUUUGCACGAACCGUGAUUUUGUGACGAAGGGUAAAGCAGCAAGCACGCUGGUCGGGCAGCUUGCUCUUACUAUGGGCCCUGACUCCUGGUUGGACGGUCGUGAUAUAGUCAAUGGCAUCGUAAGGUGA